Ostertagia ostertagi is the source of this 975-nucleotide messenger RNA. NCBI's taxonomy places the organism in Eukaryota, Metazoa, Nematoda, Chromadorea, Rhabditida, Trichostrongylidae. The record is from the annotation of a GenBank genome assembly.
AUGAUAUCGAUGCCCUUUGUGCUUGUGGAGGACGCCGAGCUAGAUGCAGAACAAAGAGCUCGCCUCAAAGAGUACGCAAAUGAAAUACUUGGUACAACAUUAACGGAUUGGAAAACUUUUUGCGAAAAAACAAUCAAGGAGCCUAAAAUAGAUCCUACAUAUCGUCGAAAACCCAAGAAAACUGCUGAAGAACGCAAAGCAGAGGCUCAAUUGAGAAUGAUGAAUGUGGAGCUGAAAAAGAAAAAAGGGCAAGCAAAGAUUGCUAAGCUACCGGAGCAGUACCCGGAAUUGACACCGUUGAUGGCAGACAAAAUGAACCAACUGAAUUUGACAAAACAGCAGCAGGACAGUUUCGCGACUAUCACGAGGACCUUGGACGACGACCACAAUUUGUUAUGGAGUGGUGACAUGCAUGCCGGUUGUAAUAAGAUUUUUAUUGGAAGUGAUCAGGGAAGAUUCUUCGCCGCGAAGUGCCAUCGAAGGUUGAUGAACGGCUUGAUAAUAAAGCGGGACAAAGAAGACGUUGAAGUGCGAAUAACUUGCAACGAUGUCAUCAUGUUGUCGUCAACUUUGAUAAGAUUUCAAAAUACCGUCGUAAGAAGACGAGUGAAGUGGAAUCGGCACAUUUUACCCACACAUAGAUACCAAACUGAAGUCGUCAUCUAUAAUGGAUGGAUCGAUGAUGGUUUCCCGAAAGAUUUGAAAGCACUUAAUUCCUUAAUUUCAUCUAUAGCUGCAGACAGCAGAAGAUCAACAAUUUUAAUCGGAAAAUCGAUCGACGCUUCAUGUGAGCUAUUCUGGAUGAUGAUUCUCGUCGUCAAAGCAGUGAUGGGUAAAGCCACAGCAGCUCGUCUCACGUCUAUUUUGGAAGCAUGCAUAAAUGAUCAACAAUUGGCGGACCGAGUACCACAAGGAGGAAAUAAAAGUCAAUGCACGACUCUAUGGGCGACCAUACCUGAGAGUGAUGUACUGUAA